Molecule: messenger RNA, 3948 nt
Organism: Stegastes partitus (bicolor damselfish)
Lineage: Eukaryota; Metazoa; Chordata; Actinopteri; Pomacentridae
Gene: chrd
Product: chordin
Exons: 21
Coding region: 200-3061 (953 amino acids)
Biological process (GO): multicellular organism development; dorsal/ventral pattern formation; negative regulation of BMP signaling pathway
Molecular function (GO): BMP binding
Source: RefSeq, a predicted model, not a curated record
GCUGGUACUGAGGAAAGCCGCAGUUGGCUGCGUCCUGCCUUCGGAAAACUUGCGCCUGACUCAAACUCCGAUGAUUCACGACAGGAGGACUUGAAACCGGCGACGGCGGACGUUUGGAUCUAACUUUGGACGCUUGUGUUUUCCGUCCCGGUGUGGGAUCGCUGUGUGUCGGGGCUGUUUGGAGGAUCUACUUUUUGGGAUGCUGGCUCCCCGCGCGCUCCGCUGCUUGCUGUGCGCGCUGAGCUGCGCGUGGUGGCCGCACGCCGGAGCGGCCUCGCGGCUCAAGGCUCCCGCUCUGCCCAUCCAGUCCGAGAGAGAACCGGUGCCGUCCAAAGGCCUGGCAGGAUGCUCGUUUGGAGGUCGAUUUUAUUCUCUGGAAGACACAUGGCACCCAGACCUGGGGGAGCCCUUCGGUGUCAUGCACUGUGUCCAGUGCUACUGCGAAUCCCAAAAGAGCCGUCGUGGGAAGGUGUUUGGGAAGGUGAACUGCAAGAACAUCAAGCAGGACUGUCCAGACCCGGACUGUGCUGAUCCCAUCCUGCUGCCGGGACACUGCUGUAAAACCUGUCCUAAAGGUUCAGGUGACAAAAAACAGACCGACUCUGUGCUCGACAGCUUCGAGUAUUUCCACGAGAAGGGCAAAGAGAAGGAGGACGACCUGCACAAGUCUUACAACGACCGAUCCUACCUGAGCUCUGACGACGUGGGCCCUGGGGAGAGCCGGACCGACUUUGUAGCGGUGCUGACAGGAGUGACGGGCUCGUGGCUGCCCAGCCCGAGCGGGGUUGCCAGAGUUCGCUUUGUUCUGACCAAAAACAGCCUCGCCUUCUCCAUCACAUACCAAAGGAUGGGUCGUCCCAGUAAAAUCGUCUUCCUGGACUCAGAUGGGACCAAUGCGUUUGAGUACAGAGUCCCCAAGGGCCAGUCAGACAUGAUCUGUGGCGUGUGGAAGAACAUGGCUAAGCCUCUCCUGCGACAGCUGCAGUCUGAGCAGAUGAGGAUCAGCAUGACCACAUCGAGCAGCAGACGAGAAGAAGUGGAGGGAAAGAUCAUCAAACACAGGGCGCUGUUUGCUGAGACAUUCAGUUCAAUGCUGACGUCAGAGGAGGAGAACUCAGGCAUGGGAGGCAUCGCCAUGCUGACCCUGAGUGACACUGAGAACAACCUCCACUUCAUCCUCAUCCUGCAAGGCCUCAUCAAGCACAAAGGCAAAGAUCCCCUCUUGGUGCCCAUCCGAGUCCAACUGGUGUACCGCCAACACAUCCUGAGAGAGAUCCGAGCCAACAUCACCUCUCAUGAUCCAGACUUUGCCGAGGUGCUGACAGACCUGAACAGCCGCGAACUGUUCUGGUUAUCUCGAGGUCAGCUGGAAAUCACUGUGGCAACGGAGGGUCCGGAUCCCAGACAGAUCUCUGGCUUCAUCACCGGCAGAAAGUCCUGUGACACUAUCCAGAGCGUGAUGUCCAGCGGCGACGCGUUGACUCCGGGGAAGACGGGAGGCGUGGGAUCGGCUGUGUUCAGCCUCCACGAUAACGGAACGCUGGACUACCAGGUUCAGGUCGCAGGUCUCUCCAGCGAUGUCGUCGGCCUCACCAUCGAGCUGAAGCCUCGGCGGCGAAACAAGCGCUCCGUCCUCUACGACCUGACGCCAGAAUACAGCAAGAGCACAGGGCAGGCGGUGGGCAGCUGGAGCCGCCUGGAGGCCCGACACAUCCACAUGCUGCUGCAGAACGAACUCUUCAUCAAUGUGGCCACGGCGCACAGCCAGGAGGGGGAGCUGAGGGGGCAGAUCAAGGCCCUAAUGUACAGUGGGCUGGACGCACCCAGACAUGAGCUGCCCACGCCUCUCGCCGGCCACUUCGUGUCACCGCCUGUCAGAACCGGAGCCUCUGGCCACGCCUGGGUGUCGGUGGACAAACAGUGUCACCUGCAUUACGAGAUCGUUGUCGCAGGCCUCAGCAAGAGCGAUGACCUCACGGUUAACGCCCACCUCCACGGCCUGGCCGAGAUCGGAGAGCUGGACGACAGCAGCACCCCGCACAAGAGGCUGCUGACCGGCUUCUACGGCUCACAGGCUCAGGGGGUGCUGAAGGACAUCAGUGCUGAAUUACUGCAACACCUGGACCAGGGAACAGCUUUCAUCCAGGUCAGCACCAAGAUGAACCCUCGAGGAGAAAUACGAGGACGGGUCCAUGUGCCGAACAACUGUGAGCUGGGAACCAAGGCGGACACGGAGGAGGUCGAGUUUGAUGAUGUUUUUCUAAAGGACCCCGAGGAGCUGAAGAAAGACCCCCACACCUGCUUCUUUGAGAACCAGCACCACGCUCACGGCUCCCGCUGGACGCCCAACUACGACAAGUGUUUCUCCUGCAGCUGCCAGAAGCGGACGGUGAUCUGUGAUCCAGUCAUCUGUCCAGCGUUGACCUGCUCCAGAACCAUUCAGCCCGAUGACAAGUGCUGCCCAGUUUGUGAUGACAGACGGGAUCCCAAGGACAUGAAAGCUCCAGAGAGGGUGGAGGAGCAUCCUGAAGGUUGUUACUUUGAAGGAGACCAGAAGAUGCACGCCCCAGGAACCACAUGGCAUCCCUUUGUUCCUCCCUUUGGCUAUAUUAAAUGUGCUGUCUGCACUUGCAAGGGGUCCACGGGGGAGGUUCACUGUGAGAAGGUGACGUGUCCAGCGUUGACCUGCAGUCAGCCGGUGAGGCGCAAUCCGUCCGACUGCUGCAAGGAGUGUCCGGAGGAGGACAGGACCCCGGCUGGAGUGGAGCACGGCGACAUGAUGCAAGCAGAUGGCCCGAGACACUGCAAAUUUGGAAAGAACUAUUACCAGAACAGUGACAGCUGGCAUCCCUGGGUGCCGCUGGUGGGCGAGAUGAAGUGCAUCAACUGCUGGUGUGAUCACGGCGUGACCAAGUGUCAGAGGAAGCAAUGUCCAGUACUGACCUGCUCCAACAUCACCCGCACAGAUGGCUCGUGCUGCCCCGAAUGUGUUGCAGACGACAGAGACGACGAUGACCUGUUGAUGAAGGCUCCGGACAAAAGACGAACCUGGAGACACUGAUGCACUGGGACGCGCCCCAACACCCAUCUCUAGCUAUUCCAUCCCCCUCUCCUUCCUCUCAGAUGGACCCAAACCCAGAGCUGGGUUCUUCCCUCCUCACCUGACACCCACCCUGUCAUCAGCUUCAGGAUUGUAGCGAGGAGAGAGGAGCAAAGACGGCAGGACAGACGAAAACGGAUAUAAAAGACUAACGAAGCUCCGGAGAGGACCAGCCAGACUUUACCCACCUGCUGCCUUCUGCUUCCUGCCUUCAGUGUUUGCUGGAUUUUUCUUGUCGCUCAGUUUUCCAAAGCAGGGACUCACGGUGUGGCUGCGGCACAGCUGUUCAACGGGACUCUUCUGAAAACCAGCUGGAUUCGGUCAGAUUGUGCGAGUUUCAUCGACAGGGCUUCUUUGUGAAGCGCAGCCAUACUGUAGCGACUGCAGCUCUCGCCGCUCUCGCUGGACACAGUGAGCAAAGUGAAUGUGUGUGAGUGCAAGUGUGUGUUUCUCUUUUGUUUUUGUUUUUUAGAUACGACUAAUCAGCAGCACAGACAGUAACGUGGCGAGGCGAGGUUCAAUAACUGUUAAAAAAAAAUGUUUAAAAACAGAUAGAAGCUGUAAAGAGCUGCUGCUGCUGCUGCUGCUGCUGCUGCUGCUGCUUGUCUCUUCAGCCAGUCUGCAGCUUCAUGUGCUGUAAGAAUAUAUUUCCACUCAGUAUCACUCGUGUAGGUGUCGGGACCGAGCCCGGUUUGAUCCCUCUGCUUCUCUGCUUCGAUUGUUCCUGUUCUGAAUCAAGUAAUAUUUUAUGAAUUUUUCUAUCACUGUCGUUUAUGAACAUGAAGCUGGUUUGUAUUUUGUAUUUAUUGAAUGGUGUGGAAACCAAAUAAAGACGAUGUUUGUUGGUA